AUGUCAGACGAGAAGCGGCCAGUCAUCAUUGUUGGCCACGGCCUAGCUGGUCUAGUCGCCGCCUAUGAGCUAUCGAAGCGAAAAAUCCCAACCAUUAUUCUUGAUCAGGAAAAUGUCAACAAUAUUGGAGGCCAAGCUUUCUGGUCCCUAGGUGGCCUCUUCGUGGUAAACUCGAGCGAGCAGCGACGAGUGGGCAUCAAAGACUCGCGCGAAUUGGCCAUGCAAGAUUGGCUCAAUUCCGCACAGUUUGACCGUGAACACGAGGAUCACUGGCCGCGACAAUGGGCAAAAGCUUUUGUUGAUUUUGCUACAGAUGAGAUGGAAAACUACGUCAAAGGUCUAGGCUUGGGAUUCAUGUUCAAUGUUGGCUGGGCAGAGCGAGGUGACGGGAGGGCAGACGGCCAUGGCAAUUCCGUGCCGAGGUUCCAUCUUACGUGGGGCACUGGUCCCGAGGUGGUGCGAAUCUUCAAGGAACCAGUUUUACAGGCUGAGAAGGACGGUAUUAUUCAGUUCAAGCACCGGCAUGCAGUGGAUGAAAUCAUUGUUGAUGAAAAGACGGGCAGAGCGGUUGGCGUCAAGGGCCGCAUCUUGGAAGAAGAUGAUGCUAUACGAGGCGUCAAGACGUCGCGCACCGCAAUUGACACCUUUGAGCUUCGAGGCGCAGCUGUUCUGGUAUCGUCCGGUGGCAUUGGAGGCAAUGUUGAAGCUGUGAAGGCUUCGUGGCCAGUUGAUCGCCUCGGCCCCAAGGUCCCAAAGAACUUUGUUGUUGGCGUACCGGCUCAUGUCGAUGGACGAAUGGUUGGCAUCUCAGAAAAGGCUGGCGCACAUCUGAUAAAUCGCGAUCGCAUGUGGCACUACACGGAGGGACUCCAAAACUGGAAUCCCAUAUGGCCGAAUCACGGUAUUCGUAUCCUUCCGGCUCCUUCGUCUCUGUGGCUGGAUGCUGCUGGUAACAGGCUGCCGCCGUACCUCUUCCCAGGCUCAGACACGUUGGGCACCUUGAAGCACAUCUGCCAUACCGGUUACGACUACACAUGGUUCAUUCUCAACCAGACCAUCAUUGCCAAAGAGUUUGGCCUGUCGGGCUCUGAACAGAAUCCGGACAUUACAGGUAAGAGCAUUUGGCAGCUCCUGGGGCGAAUCUUUAGCGGCAAGGGCCCUGUGCCGGUGCAAAACUUUAUGCAGCACGGCAAGGAUUUUAUUGUCAAGGAUUCCCUUGAGGAGUUGGUGGAGGGUAUGAAUGGGCUUGCAGCUGAGAGAAACGGACCAAAACUGCAAUUCGACAAGAUCAAGAAGGUCAUCGACACGAGAGACUCUCAGUUCGAUAAUGCAUACUCCAAGGAUGCGCAAGCCAUGUUGAUUAACAAUGGCCGAUUAUAUUGGCCGGACAAAUUGUCGCGGGUCGUAAAGCCGCACAAAAUCUUGGACAAGUCCAAGGGGCCGCUCAUUGCGGUGCGACUGAACCUGCUUACGCGAAAGACUCUGGGAGGGAUCGAGACCAACCUGCAGAGCAAUGUGAUGCGUGCAGAUGGAAGUGCGUUUCCGGGUCUGUAUGCAGCUGGCGAGGUGGCUGGGUUCGGCGGCGGAGGUGUUCACGGCUACAACUCGCUCGAGGGCACAUUUUUGGGAGGAUGCAUCUUCUCAGGUCGCGCUGCUGGGCGAGCGAUGGCGGAUGAAGUUGCUGGAGCAGCAGCAGCACAGGCUCGAUUGUGA
Pochonia chlamydosporia 170 is the source of this 1713-nucleotide messenger RNA. Its product is annotated as 3-ketosteroid-delta-1-dehydrogenase. The record is from RefSeq and is a predicted model, not a curated record. Lineage: Eukaryota; Fungi; Ascomycota; Sordariomycetes; Hypocreales; Clavicipitaceae. Bases 1 to 1713 code for a protein of 570 amino acids. Gene Ontology annotation, molecular function: oxidoreductase activity, acting on the CH-CH group of donors. The transcript has a single exon.